UCUCAAAUCUCUCUCUCUCUCUCUUUCACACACACACACACAAACACACACUGUUCGGUGAGGAUUAGUUGAAAGUUGUGAUCGCCAUUAAAGCUAUUUGAGAAACUUCGAAGCUAUCAUGUGGCAGGUUCUACUAGCAGCAGCUGUAGCCGGAACCGGAAUCGCAGCGAAACGUUUUCUCAACACCAACAACGCCGCCGAUCCGAACGCUCUGUUUGAAUCCAAAUCUAUUCAAUCCGAAGAUCAUAGAAAAGAUCCCUCAUCGAUCGUUUAUACAGAGCCACACUUAACCGGCGAUGAAUUCGUUUCUAAUGCGCCUUGUGAAUCGUCUAUAUUUACAUUCACGAGCUCCGAAUCAAAUAAGUUUAGGUCGAAGAACAACGUAAGGAAGAAGAAGAAGUUAUGCGAAUUUGAUGAAUCCGUGAAGAAAUGUACUUCUCCUGUAUAUGGAAAGAGCGGUAGAAGAUUAUUCAUUCGUUUGAAGAAAAGGAUAACCAGUAAGAAGGCAUCUGGAAAGUUCGAAUCGUCUUCUUCUAAUGAAACUUCGUCAAGCUUUAGUCAGGGAGUAGGGUUUGGAAUCAUGUACAUGAUGUCUGCUGGGAAAGCUGAGAUUAGUAAGCUGAAUAUGGCAAUGGAUGAAACUGUUAAAGUUGUUGAUGAGUUAAAAACUGAACUUCAUUAUAAGAGAAAAUCAUCUUUUGAAGAUACUCAUCAUCCAAUUCUCAAGUCCAAAACUGAAUGUUGUAUUAUGAUGAACCCUAAACCCUGUAUUCAAAGGGAACAAGAUCCAGAUCACGAUCAAGACGUGGUUGAAAUGGAUCGUCUCGAAGCAGAAUUGGAAUCUGAACUUCAAAAGCUUCCGGGAUGCUGCAUUAAAGAUGUUUCUGGUCCUGAAUCAAGCACAUCAGAUGAUUGGGAGAAACAAGAUGAUCGAAGAAGAAGAAGACAAGCCGUUGUUGAUCCUCGCGAUUUCAAUGGAGUAUCAGCAUCAGAACUAGAUAAGAAACUAUCGCAUUUGUUGAUUGAACAACAGGAGAGCCAAAUUGUGGAGCUUGAAGACGAGCUGCAUAAGGCUCAAUCCAAACUCGUUGAGAAAGAAGCAGAACUUCGAGUCCUCAAGAACUGCGUUAAACGCCUCACAGAUUUUGACCCAUCCAACAACAAUGAUGCUUCGGGUUAG
Messenger RNA from Impatiens glandulifera, 1180 nucleotides. RefSeq lists its product as uncharacterized. The coding region runs from base 119 to 1180 and encodes 353 amino acids. NCBI's taxonomy places the organism in Eukaryota, Viridiplantae, Streptophyta, Magnoliopsida, Ericales, Balsaminaceae. The record is from RefSeq and is a predicted model, not a curated record. Gene Ontology annotation, biological process: asymmetric cell division. The transcript has 3 exons.